UAUGGCUGUAAAAUUGUUAAAUUCUGUAGUAUAACAAUGAGGAAAGAGUGAAAAAAAAUUAUUAAAUUAUAUUUAAAUUAAAAAUAAAAACAGUAUGAGAGCACGUAAACGAGUUCAUACUGAUACAUCUACAGUAAGUAAGGAUGAACCCAAAGAAGUUGAAGAAUCGAAACAGCCUGGCAGUAUGUCGGAACUGCAUAAAAAAAUAGAUAACUUGAUUGUUAUGGUUACAGCACUCACGGAAGAAGUGAUUGCAUUAAAGAAGGAAUGGCGUCUGGAAAAUAAGGAUCCAUUAAAUAUUAAUAGUCAUGGCAAUAUCAACGACAUUAUCUAUCCUGAGAAACCAUUCGAAACACCUGAAGCUUUCAUCCAGUUCAAUAAUGAACUUAAAUUAGAAGAAAAAUUUGAUUUGCUGGUAAAUUGCUUUUUACAAAAAUGCACCUAUACGGUUAAGGCAAAAUCUUUUAUUUUUAACUGUUGGAAAACAUUAAUAACAGAUGAAGCAGCCCAGCACUUCGCUUGGAUAAACACAACUAAUAAGACGUUAGUUCAAAAUUUGUUAGCAACUGCUGCAAUCAAAAAGGCAUUCCAGAAGAAAUAUGGCGAAGAUAACGUGAAUGUUUUUGAGGAAAAAUCUAAAAAAUUUUUCUUAAAUUCAAAGGACCGCUGUGUGAAGCGGAGGAAAAAACAAUAAGCUUAGAAGAUGAUCCAUAAAAAAGAGAUAGAGAAGUGAGAGCUGAUUCCUUAGUCUAAGAAAUUUAAAGAUCGUAUCAAACGACGAUGGGAAGUCCAUUUUCAAUAUGUGUGUCUGUGUUGUACUCGUAUCUAGUUCUAUUUUUAAAUAUUUUAAAAUAAUUUAUAUUUAGUAUUAAA
Teleopsis dalmanni is the source of this 873-nucleotide messenger RNA. RefSeq lists its product as uncharacterized. NCBI's taxonomy places the organism in Eukaryota, Metazoa, Arthropoda, Insecta, Diptera, Diopsidae. The transcript is spliced from 4 exons. The coding region runs from base 95 to 694 and encodes 199 amino acids. The record is from RefSeq and is a predicted model, not a curated record.